Emiliania huxleyi CCMP1516 is the source of this 1569-nucleotide messenger RNA. RefSeq names its product putative histone deacetylase HD6 (gene HAD). Gene Ontology annotation, cellular component: histone deacetylase complex. Lineage: Eukaryota; Haptophyta; Isochrysidales; Noelaerhabdaceae. The transcript has a single exon. The record is from RefSeq and is a predicted model, not a curated record. Gene Ontology annotation, molecular function: histone deacetylase activity. Bases 1 to 1569 code for a protein of 522 amino acids. Gene Ontology annotation, biological process: chromatin organization.
AUGGCCGAGGCAGGCCCGGCUGCCUUGGUGUCUUCGGCACACCUGGCGCGCAGCGCGCUCGUGUACGAGGAGGGGGGCUCCUCUGGCCACCACUACCCUGGGGGCUCGCACCCGGAGCAGCCCGCUCGCGCCACCGCGCUCUGGGCGGAGCUCUGCGCCGAGGGGCUUGCUGGCGCGGCGCUGCGCGUGCCCGCCCGGCUGGCGACCGAGGACGAGAUUUGCCUGGUGCACGAGCGCUCGCAUUGGCGACGUCUCGAGGAGGUCGUUCGGCUGGAGGCGAGCGAGCUCCGCCGCUGGUGCGAACAGCAGGACUCGCUCUACCUCAACGGCGCCGGCUCACUCACCGCUGCGCGGCUCGCGUGCGGCUCGCUGCUCGCGCUAACCGAGGAGGUGAUGGCGGGGCGUGCGCGCAACGGGCUCGCCGUCGUGCGGCCGCCAGGCCACCACGCCGAGCGCCACCGAGCGAUGGGGUUCUGCGUCAUUAACUCGGUGGCCGCGGCGGCCGCGCACGCUCGCGCGGCGCUGGGCGCGCGGCGCGUUCUGGUCGUCGACUGGGACAUCCACCACGGCAACGGCAUCCAGCGCGCCUUCGAGGCCGACCCGUCCGUGCUGUACUUUAGCGUCCACCGGCUCGAGCGCGGAACCUUCUUCCCCGCCGACGUGGACGUGGCGGGGGCGGAGUAUGCAGCCGAGAUGUCGCCGAGCGGCGUGGGCAAGGGAGUCGGCGAGGGCACGAGCGUCAACGUCGGCUGGAACACGCGCGGCUCCGCCUCCAGGCCGGGCGACGCCGAGUACUUGGCCGUGUGGGACGAGCUGCUACUCCCGAUCGCGACCGAGUUCAGCCCCGACCUCGUCAUCGUCGCGGCCGGGUACGACGCGGCGGAGGGGGACCCCCUUGGAGGCUGCCACGUCACUCCGGCCGGCUACCACGCGCUCACCCGCCGGCUGAUGCGCCUCGCGGGGGGGCGGCUGGUCGUGGCACUCGAGGGCGGCUACUCCAUCUCGGCCACUGCCGCGUGCGGUGCCGCCACAAUGGCAGCGCUACUCGGUCUCGACUCCACGCCGUCCGCUGCUGCCGCAGCGGCCGCCGAUGCCGCCGCCGCCGAUGCCGCCGCCGCCGCCGCUUCCGCUGAAGCCGCCGCCGCCGCCGCCGCCGCCGCCGCCGCUUCCGCUGAAGCCGCCGCCGCCGCCGCCGCCGCCUUCGCGGUCGCGGCUCCCGCUUCGGCCGUUGCGCCGAGGCGCGGCGGGCGGGCGCGGGCGGCAGGGGACACGCCCUCCAAGGAAGCGCCGGCGACGCCCGUUGGUGAGCGCGCGGCGCGCGAGCUGAAGAAGCUGGCCGCGUCUGCCGGCGCCGAGCAGGCUCAGAGCAGCCGGGAGGCUCGCGCCGCCGAGCGGCAGGCGGCAAGGCUGCGCUUGGCGCGGGACGGGUUCGGACAGGGCGGCGACAAGGGCACGCCGUCUGCGCGGCGCCGCGCACAUGAGGGCUCGGCGGCAGCCGCCGCCCGCCGGAGCAUCGAUGAGGCCAAGGCAGUGCAGCGGCGGUACUGGCGGUGCCUGAGCCCUGACUGA